Messenger RNA from Leucoraja erinaceus (little skate), 8740 nucleotides. RefSeq names its product ras-related protein Rab-3B-like. Gene Ontology annotation, cellular component: synaptic vesicle; plasma membrane; endosome. Lineage: Eukaryota; Metazoa; Chordata; Chondrichthyes; Rajiformes; Rajidae. The record is from RefSeq and is a predicted model, not a curated record. The coding region runs from base 4993 to 5652 and encodes 219 amino acids. Gene Ontology annotation, molecular function: GTPase activity; GTP binding. Gene Ontology annotation, biological process: protein localization to plasma membrane; protein secretion; regulation of exocytosis. The transcript is spliced from 5 exons.
UGAGUUGACCAGCCACUGGCAUCUGUACAUUGUUGGACAAAGGGGGAAUGUUAAACUUAUCCAACAUUUGCUGAUUUAUUAUUGUGAUAUUAUUUGAAGAUUUUUUUACUUGCUGAUCUUUAGAACCAGAGUAAAUCUAGAGGAUUUUCUUGAAUUUUUACAUCUUUGUGCAGAUCUUGAGUUUCUAAAAAAUACUGUUAAAGGGAUGGCAUUAAUAUUAAUAUGAGUGGAUUAAUACCCAUAUUCUGAUUGUAUUCUAAUGUAAUUCUAAAUAAUAUUACAGAAAUAUAAUUUUUUCGUAGGUCAAGAAAAAUUGAUGUCUAAAACUCAUUGUUUAGUGCAAUAACUCUGCUGUUGUAAUAUUUGUUAUAACAUUAUGUUUUUUCCAUGGAUUGACAAUGCCUUCCACCUUACUAGAGGUAAAUCCUUGGCAAAUAUUACCAGCACAAUUCUUUCACUAAUCUGGUGAACUUUUAGAUUCUUUUCUGAAGCUACAUAUUCUGAAGUAUAAAGUAUUUCCUAUGACUUUGCUAAAACUCAGUAAAUGAUAAUUUGAGCUGUAUAUAGUGGGUGUAUUAGAGUAUAAUUCUGAAUAAUGUGUUUUGAAACAAAGAUUAGGGUUUAAGAAAAUUGAAGAUAUGAUUUUCAAUUCCUGAAUUCAGUUCUUGUAUUGCUGUAGUUCUUGGACUUUAGCCAUGCUGUUCUAACUUUAAAAAUACUUAAUGCAUUUGUCUUAAACCCCAACCUCUGUUUAGCUUUGGUUCCAAAGAUAGUCUAGUUAUUUGCUGAACUAGUGUGGUCUUGGAAUUUGACUACGAACUGGGGAUUCUGGCAUUUGUAAUCAUGAGGAUAUAUUUUGGUUUGGGACUCCUGCAGAAAGGAAACCUAAUGUUUGGUAAACAGAGGGGAAGAGGUGGAAUAUGCAUAACGGUUUUCUGGUGGAUUUUGGAUUCUGCUAGCACUGAGUGAAAGGAAAAAUGAAGUCUGAGAUCUUAUGGGGAAAUUAGACUUGGAGGGGGGGGUGGGUUAGAGAAUAGACGGACGGAUUGUAAUUUAUAAUUUUCCAUUUUAUCAAAUGGGCCUGAUCCACUGAUAAAAUAUUGUACUGGAUCAUGUUACAUUAUAGCAUAUAUAUUUUGUGAGGAUCAUGUGGAAUUAUUCUUGACAACUUGGAGACCUCCCAAUAUAAGUAUAUUUCUGAAUUAAAAAGAUUUUGUGAUUUCUAAUGACAUGGCAGUCCUAAAUGUCCAAGGAGCUCUAUAAAAGUAACUAGUUUUAAUGUAGCUCCACCUAUCUGGAAGUGGAUCAAAAGUAUCUGAGUAUCAUUUAAGGCUACUUAUUUUGCAUAGCUUUAGCUAGUCAAAGUUUGAUCCUAGGACUGAUCCUGAGUGCCAAGAAAUUGGUUAAGAAAAAGUAUUUCCAAUAUUUUAUCAGUUUAGUAGAGUCCACAUGGGGCCAUGUCAGAAUAUUGUUUUUCUAUAUUUCCUCAUGUACAUCCUAUUUCCUAACAGCAAAGCAUGUAAUGUGGAACACAUGUGACAUGGUCUAUCAUGAAAACUGCAAGAAUGAAGGUCUAAUCAAAGAGCCAAUGUAAUAUCUGAACUGUUUUAAACUAUUUAAUAUCCGGUCUUGUCUUAAAACCAAAUCAGAUGGUCUUGUAACACUAAGCUUUUUCUGUAUGAAGGGAUUUCUUGACGAUAUAAUGGUGCAGUGUAAAUAUAUUUGUAUUUUCUCAUUUUUUAUACAUCUUUUGGAAUGCAAAAUAUAAAUCUGAAAGAAGUUGUUUGCUAUAUAUCUAUCUUCAUAAACUAGAACAGUAUACUGUAGGAACAGGGCCUUUGGCCCUCAAAGUCUGUCCCAACUGCAAUACCAAAUUAAACCAACCCCAUCUGCCUGCACAUGGUCCAUAUUCCUCUAUACCCUGCCUGCUCAUGUGCAUGUCUAAAUGCCUUAUAAAUGCUUCGAGUUUGGAAUGAUUUGUUUCCAAACAACUUGACUCAGUCACUUGGAUUAGAGGGCACAUGCUUAAGAUGAAAGGGGGGACAUUUAAACGCGACCUGAAGAGCAACAUUUUCUCACAAAGGAUGGUGUAUGCAUGGAUUGAGCUGCCAGAGGAAGUGUAAAGGUGGGUACAUUUAAGAGUCAGUUGGACAAAUACCGGGAUUGGAGAGUUUGGGAGGGAUAUGGGCCUGCCGCAGGCAAGUGGAACACCCUCCGUUAGACAACCUGUUGCUGUGCUGUGUAGCUCAAUUGUGCAGAUUUUGAAUUCAUCUAUCGUAAGGUAUUGCUGCACAUUAUGAAAUAAUAGCUAUUUAAGUUUAAUUGAAUAGUAUUGGAAUUUAGAAUUCAAACAAAACUAAUUAUUUGUCUUCUAGUUUAGGAUUAUUUUCAAUAAAACGUUACUGAUCCACUAUGACCAUGGUUGCUAAAAUAAAGCAUAAUUAAGGAAUAUAAAGGUGCAGACUAUUUUCGAAAUGGGGAGAGAAUCCAGAAACCAAAGGGACUUGGGAGUAAUAGUGCAGGAUUCCCAAAAAGUUAAUCUGCAAGUCGAAUCGGUAGUAAAGAAAGCAAACGUAAUGCUAGCAUUUAUUUUGAGAGGGCUUGUAUACAAAAACAGGAAUGUAAUGCUGAGGCUCUAAGGCAAUAGUCAGGCCGCAUUUGGAAUAUUGCGUGCAAUUUUGGGCACCGUAUCUGAGGAAGGAUGUGCUGGCUCUGGAGAGGGUCCACCGGAGGUUUACAAGAAUGAUCCCAGGAAUGAGUUGGUUAACAUAUGAUGAGCAUUUGACGGCACUGGGCCUGUACUUGCUGGAGUUUAGAAGGAUGAGUGGGCACCUCAUUGAAACGUACAGAAUAGUGAAAGGCUUGGAUAGAGUGAAUGUGGAGAGGAUGUUUCCACUAAUUGGAGAAUCUAAGACUAGAGGUCAUUGCCUCAGAAUUAAAGGACAUUCUUUUAGGUAGGAGAUGAGGAAUUUCUUUAGUCCGAGGGUGGCGAGUCUGUGCAAUAUUUUGACAAAGAAGGCUGAGGAGGCCAAGUCUGGGUAUUUUUACGGCAGAGAUGGAUAGAUUCUUGAUUAGUAGAAUUGCCACGUUAUGGGGAGAAGGCAGGAGAAUGGGGUUAGGAGGGAGAGAUAGAUCAGACACGAUUGUAUGGCAGAGUAGACUUGAGCCGAAUGGCCUAAUUCUGCUCCUAUGACUUAUGAUCAUGAUAUCACCGGAUAUUACCCCUCAAAGUAGGGAUGAUAUCCAACAAUUUAUUUUAACUUUCUCUAGUCUCUAGCAAUUGAUGGAUUGCAUAAAGGAAUCUGCUGUGUUUAAAAUUAGACAAUAGGUGCAGGAGUAGGUCAUUCAGCCCUUCGAGCCAGCACUUUCUUCAUUUGGCUUUACCAAGAUAACUUUAUUAUACUUUAAGAGAACAUGAGAAAUAUGAGCAUAGGUUGAUCAUUUUCCAUCCAAUUUGAUCACAGCCGAUCUCAUUUCCUGCCUGCUUCCCCAUAAACCUGGAUUCCUCUUUAGUGCCAACACGUAAACAGUUAUCUUACAAUUUUUACUUUAUUUACCUUUAGAACUGUAACUCUUUUGCACAAACCCAAAGGUGCUGUCGGCUCUCCAGUAUCUCACUCGGAAUUCACAUCAGGAAUAGUGAAUAAGUCUAGGCUGCUUUUGGAGAGCAUCUCAAUUGUUCCUGGUCCCAAUAAAUACCUCUAAUUUCCCUCUCCCCUGAUUCAGUCCAAGGAAGGGUCUUGACACGAAACGUCGCCUAUUACUUUUCUCCAGAGGUGCUGUCUGAUCUGCUGAGUUACUCCAGCAUUUUGUGUUUAUCUUCCCAAUAAAUACCCUAUUGUUUGCAAAUCCUAAUAUAAAUUUUCCAUCUGCCCUGAUUAUUAUAUAGACUUGUUUUCAUGCUGCAAAGGGUUAUUGAGUUUACAUUUUCAUUCCUUGACUUAGCUGGGCGAGAGUGAUUCUAUAUUACUUUUGUUAUCCCUUGUUUCACAGUUGUGAAGGAAUAUUACAGAAUUAACAUUAGCGGAGGCACUUUUUCAAAAUGGUAAGCUGCCAUCUUGUGGCAUACUGUGCUGGAAUAAUUGAUUUGCAGAUUUUCAUUAAAAUUUACUUAUCUGGAUAAAAGUCUAUCUUUGAGUAAGUUAUAGGGGGAGGAGGUUGCAAAUGAUGGAUAUCUGGGUAGUAAAGAUUGAUGAUAAAAUAGUAUAUUCUAUAUGGUGUUAUUAUUGUCUUCCUGGCACUUGUUUACUGUACAGCUCAGGGAAUUUGGGUAUGUGUAAUAGAUUACUAAACAGUGAUCUGUCACGUGAAUAAGGAGGAUCUUUUUAAGGUGGUUUUUGUAUCAAACGCCUUGUAUUGCAUGGACUUCCCACUUCACUGGUUACCAAGACGAAUUAAAUGUUUGGAGUUAAAAUAAUAAAAUGUUACAACAGAUUGUCUUACAAAAUUCUUUAAUUGAACAUUUUUUUAUUUUUUCAGAGGUACUAAGUUGCAUUCAGGUAAAAUGUGUGGAACAAUACAAAAGGGUGUCAUUUGAAAGAUUCAAUGUAUAAUGGCAUUAGAAAAGUCAAAGCAGGAAAUGUAAAUAACUUUGAUUAAGAUGUGACUGCAGUAAAUGGACCAUAAAUUGUACGCAAUUGUCAUUUUCUUGAUUAAAGAUGAGUUGUAAUGCGAUUAGUGGCGUGUACCAGUCCGAGAACAGGUUGCCUUCAUUUGGUUUAUUCCAUUGCUAAAGUAAAUUUAAGGAGUGACAUAAUAAAGGUGUAUUUAUUUAUUCAUUGUUCAGAAUCUGGGUGUGGCAGACAGUCGGCUUUCUCGCCCAUCCUCCGAUGCUUUUGAGCUGAGUAGCUAUUUGUUUUGGUAUUUAAGAGUCAGCCACAUUAGUGAGUCACCUGUUGACUCGACUGUAUUAGGGUGGCUGAUUAGCAGUCCUUAAAGCCAUUUGGAAACCGCACGAGUUUUCGUAAUAAUCUGGUGUUUCUGUGGUCAGCGAUGGCAUCUGCAACAGAUUCAAGAUACGGACAGAAGGAUGCAUCAGACCAGAAUUUUGAUUAUAUGUUCAAGCUUCUCAUUAUUGGAAACAGCAGCGUGGGAAAAACAUCUUUCCUUUUCAGAUAUGCAGAUGAUACAUUCACAUCAGCCUUCGUCAGUACUGUUGGUAUCGACUUCAAAGUGAAGACGGUUUACAGAAAUGAUAAAAGGGUCAAGUUGCAGAUUUGGGAUACAGCUGGUCAAGAACGAUACAGAACCAUUACAACUGCUUACUACAGAGGAGCCAUGGGCUUCAUACUUAUGUAUGACAUUGCCAAUGAAGAAUCCUUUAAUGCAGUGCAAGACUGGGCAACCCAAAUCAAAACCUAUUCGUGGGAUAAUGCACAAGUCAUCCUCGUUGGAAAUAAGUGUGAUAUGGAAGAUGAACGUGUAAUUCCUGCUGAAAAGGGAAAACAUCUGGCUGAGCAGUUGGGAUUUGAGUUUUUUGAGGUCAGUGCCAAAGAAAACAUCAAUGUCAAGCAGGUCUUUGAAUGUCUAGUAGAUAUCAUAUGCGAGAAAAUGUCUGAACGCCUUGAUUCAGAUCCAUCAAUGGGCAGUGGCAGUAAGCACACGCGGCUGACAGAUAACCAACCAUUGAAGCAGCAGAACUGUGCCUGCUAGUGACCAACAUCUUGAUGAUCUUUGACCAUUCCCUUUCUAUCCUGCUUCACUUUAUAGUUGCAUGUGCUAUGAAGGCAAUCCAAUGUCAAUUCAUUCGAUAUUAUAAAGAUGGGUAGAAGUAAUACAUUUAUUUAUUCUUUAAGAUGUGUUUAAAUGUUGUACAAAGUGGACAUCAACUGCAUUACAAACUUUAUUAUAUUACUAAUUGAUUAUAUAGAUAUUUCUGAAACCGAGCCAUUUCAGUCCUUCUGAAUUGGAAGUAGAGAUUUUCGAUGUUUAAAGACUUGCUGUAACUUGGUUUAGCCAGGGAAGUAAAGAGGUUAUCAUGAAGGAGUCAAUCAAGUAAUAGCAAUGAAUUCAAAAUAACCUAUCAGAAUUAAGGGAAUGAUUUUAUUAAGUUUAACAGAGCAGUUGAAAAGUUGGCAGAAGAAUCUCUGGCUGAUUUGAUGUAAAGUAAAUGGAAGAAAUAUUACAUUAAGUUAAAAUUACUUUAUAAAAGUAAGAGCAUUAUUGGACUUCAAUGCCUAUAACUUCCUUUUAGUAUAUUCUACAGGGAUUAGAUUCUAUAGUUAUAUUUAUUAAACUUCUAUCUAGAGUCUAAUUGUCAAGAAAAUCAGGAUGUUCUCAUAUUGUGACACGUGAGUUGUCUCUUUGAAGUGAUGGUCUGGAGAUAUGCCACUAAUAUUGCAAAUUCCUUGAUCCAUUUUCCUGUGUGGAACAUCAUUAGGGCACAGGAUGGACUCUCAUGACCAACUUUGGACAUGCUACUGAAUCCCAGCAAUGGUGCAGGUUUGCUGCGAUUCCAGAAGGAUCAAGUAGUAUUAUGAAAAAUACUAAAUAUCAAAUCAACCACAUUAGUUAAGUCUGCAAUCUUCAGCAGCAAAGUAUUAAGAACAAUAUGGUGGGUGGGUGGCAGUAGAAGUGGAGGAUUAGAAUUAGAAUCCGUGAUACUUGGGGGUUUUAACAGUGCAUGCUAGAACACAUUUCCUGCAACAGUUCUUGUGCAGUGGUCAUAUAAUUGACCAAGAGAGUGAUAACAUGCGUUCCAGUAUCCAGUCUCCCCAACACCUCUCUCUCUAUUUGCAUGUCAUGACGGGGAAGGGAAAUUCAACAUAAAUAAAGAAAUCUUGCUGAGAUUGUACAGAGCUUUUGUUAAAUCACAACCAAAUAUUCGGUACAGUUUCAGUCUCUGAAAUUAAAUAAUAUACUUGCUUUGGAGUAAGUGCAAUAAAGUGUCAUUAGAUUUAUUGAUGGAAUAAGGAAUUAUCCAUUGAAGAAACAUGUGGUAAGACUGACCUAUACUCAGGUUAGACGAAUGGGAAAUUAUGUACAAGACCCUUCUCUCCAUAGAUGCUGCCUCACCCGCUGAGUUCCUCCAGUUUUUUGUGUCUACAGUAGAAGUGGAUGCUGUUUUAGCAGCUUUGGAGCCAAGGAGCAUUAAGGGCUGUGUGAGAUUGAAAUACUUUGAACUUUCUUUAUUCAAAAGAUUGUAAUUGUUUGACUUCUUUUCAUGAGGGGUGUGGAUAUUCAUCUUUGGGAUAUAAUCAAAGCUGAAAUUUAUCAUUUUUCAUCCACUAAAGGAGCCAGUGGAUGAGGUUUGGGCAGCAAAAGGAACAAGGGACAGGAUCAGUAACAUACCAUUGAAUGGUGGAGUAAAGUGGCCUCCUACUGGUUCUUAUAAUAUCAAACACCACUAUCUACAAAACCAUUAACAAAAAUAGCUCGUUUUUUAUAUAAAGUUUCUUACAUUACAGAAUAAUCCAAAAAUGCUUUUGCACUGCCAACAUUGAUUAGGAAAGCAAAAAAAAUUAGAUGGGAGAUUGAUGGGACAGUAAUAGUAUAGUAUGCACUAAGAGAGUACUUUUCAUUUUCAGGUAACAAUUACCUCUACUUUGAUUUGCGCAGAUUGCAGAAUCUCUUGCUAAUAGCAUUCAGUUUUGCUUGUGUAACAUUUGCAUAAUUAAUCACAAUUGUGGGUGCAGGUGGUUCUGAGUAGGAGAGAAAUAAUUAUGUAAAAAAUAAGGAGAAAAUUAAGGGGAAUGCCACAAAGAAAGAAAUAAGAAAAAAAUUGCAUUUAUAUGGCUUUGUUCAUGUUACCUAAAGUUCUUUUCUGCAGAAGGGAGAAUAUUUCAAGUGUGUCUGCUUUUGUAAUGUCAGAAAAGCUGCAGCCCAUCUCCUCGUAAACCCGAUGCGGUAACGGUGAAAUUUCUACAUAUUCCGGUAGAGAUUUACCUCAUGGAGGAUGGGUAGGAUUACUUCCUGAUCAUACAGCCAGUAGUUUCUCCAAAUGUAUUUAAGAAUGGUGUACAUUUAGUAAUUACAAAUUCACUUUACAGAGCUGUACCAAAAAUCAAAAACACUUGUCUGAGCUGGAGUUGUUAGAAACAAUGUUUUUUUUUCUCCACAGAUUUGUAAAAUGAAUUUGUCAAUCUAAAUGUACAACAUUCCUAUAUUGUUUCUUUUGGAGAUAAGAGCAUCUAAUUACAGUUAAUGUACAAAUUAAGGUAAACAUAGAAACAUAGAAAAUAGAUGCAGGAGUAGGCCAUUCGGCCCUUCGAGCCUGCACCGCCAUUCAAUAUGAUCAUGGCUGUUCAAAGGUAUUGAAUAGCAUCUAGAAAUAGUAUGGCACUUACUUCAGAGCAGAAACUUAAAUAAUUUAAGGACAGUAACUAUUGAAAGCAUGUGUGAAGUGCAUUAAAAUUCUGGGACCUACACUUUAUUAACUGUAAUUAGACCCUCCUAUCUGUAGGGGGCACUACAACAUUCCCACUGGCGUGAAAUUAUUUACAGCAGCAAAUUUAACGCUAUCAUAUACCGUUUUGGCGCAUUUCAGGGAUCACAUACGCUCACACACAUACAUAGAAACAAACAAGAUGAGAGUUUUAGUAAUAUACUAGACCAAGUACAGACCCGUUGGGUCUGUUCCCCCAACGUGUGGUUGUGGGGGGGGGGGGGGGGGGGGGGGGGGGGGCGGCAUGCAGCGUCACACACAUUAACUACCCCCCCCCCUGCACUCACCCUAAUUACCCCCUUGAUAUAUUAAUAUUAUUAAUUUGCUCCUUUUACCCCAUAACCACCCUAUCUACUG